CUUUCCUGGCUUGACAGCUGUCACUGUACGCCGAGGUCAAGGGGAAAGAAGCAUGGCUGCGUUGUUUAGAGGGUCACGAAAUUUAUUGUUAAGGUGGAAUAAGCAUGUCAACCUUGCCUCUGUGUCAACGCGAUCAAUGGCCUCAAAAACACCAGUGGGGUUUAUUGGCCUGGGAAACAUGGGCAGUCCCAUGGCCAGAAACUUGUUAAAAAACGGUUAUCCUGUUAUUGCCACUGAUGUCUUCCCUGAGUCCUGCAAAGAGCUGCAGGACCUGGGUGCCCAGGUAGUGGACUCCCCGUCAGAGGUGGCAGAGAAAGCAGACCGCAUCAUUACAAUGCUGCCGUCAAGUCCCAAUGUCAUAGAGGUCUACACAGGCCCAAAUGGCAUCCUCAAAAAGGUGAAGAAGGGAACACUGUUGAUUGACUCCUCCACCAUUGACCCUGCAGUUUCAAAAGAGAUGGCAGUCGCUGCAGAGAAGAUGGGUGCUGUGUUCAUGGAUGCUCCAGUGUCAGGAGGUGUCGGGGCUGCCAGCUUGGCCAAACUGACCUUCAUGGUAGGUGGAGUAGAGGAGGAAUACAACGCUGCACAGGAGCUGCUCACCUGCAUGGGUGCCAAUGUUGUCUACUGUGGACAGGUUGGCACUGGACAGGCAGCAAAGAUCUGCAACAACAUGCUGCUGGCCAUCGGGAUGAUUGGGACCGCAGAGACCAUGAACCUUGGCAUUAGACUGGGUUUGGAUCCGAAGCUGCUGGCGAAGAUCCUCAACAUGUCUUCAGGUCGUUGCUGGUCCAGCGACACGUACAACCCAGUCCCCGGGGUCAUGGAGGGAGUCCCCUCUGCCAACAACUACCAGGGCGGCUUUGGAACCACACUAAUGGCAAAGGAUCUUGGUUUGGCCCAAACCACUGCCACCAACACUAAGACACCCAUCCCUCUGGGUUCCCUCGCCCACCAGAUCUUCCGAGUCAUGUGCUCCCGCGGCUACGCUAACAAGGACUUCUCAUCUGUCUUCCAAUUCCUUCGCGAGGAGGAAGGACAGUGAAUGUAGGGGGAGCACAGCUGACUGUGAUUUUACCAUACAUACACACACAUACACACACACACACACCACAACCACACACCCCAGUGCCCCUUAUCCCACUAUGCUCAGGAGAGACUAAGGCCUUGCUCUCAGGCACAGACCUGCGGUCCAAUUAACAUACUGUAUGUCGACACGUGUCCCCUCAUCGCAUUAGCUGAAUCAUAUUUUCAAUUCAUGGCGCUCCCUCUGCAUGCGGGGAAAUGCUAAAACUGACCUUAGAUCAGUAUCUAGAGACAAAGCAACUCUCUUCCCAGUCUGGUCUGAUAGGCCAGAGCUGGGAAAAUGAGAGGUAGGAUGAAGCGCUGCAGGUUUACAUGUAACUCUGCAUGUAAGUAUGUAUUUCAGGAUGAUUGAUGAGUAAUAAUUUCAUAAAUGUUAAAAGUUGUAUGUUGUUGUCAGGUUUGUGCUUUUUGCCUACUACCCAAAUAACCUGGAUGUGUCCCUGUUAAAUGAUAGAGGACAAAAAAUUAAGAAAAAAAAAACAGAAGCAAGAUACAAUAAAGAGUCACAUAGUGGUGGAAAUGUUUUUGAAGAGGCAGUGCAUAACAGGUUUGGGUGAUACUUUCGCUGGUGGAAAAAAAAAGUCCUACAUUCUCAGUACUAUAUUUAAGGUAACCAAAACUGGCAAGACUAUAGGCUCAAAGUUUACUCGUUUUGUUACAUCUCUUUGUUUCUGGCAGGAAGGUGGUGUCAGUCACUUUGGUGCCUCUUGAGACUUCCUGCCAGCGUGCAUACUUGUUCAUUUCAUUGUUCAGUCAUCCAGUUAUUAUUUUUAGCAUGUGAAUACACUAACGUUACAGUAGUUUCAGGUCUUUGGUACUACAUUUAAGUCUCACUGGAUCGACCAGUUCUGUUCUACUAUACUUUGAGAUAAAUAUCUGGUUAUUUUUGCACUGUGUGCAUCGCAGUGCGAUGUGCUGGGCUAUUUUGAUACAAUUACAGAAUCUCUUUGAAAUGACCUCUCUUCUUUACUGUCUACAUCUGCUUAUUGAGCCACUGGAGUAUUAUUUUGUGACCAACACUGUUUAAAUUUUAUACUGUUCACUACAAAAUAUUGUUCUCUUUGUUUAGCACUUUCUCUUGCCCAUUUUUACUUUAAUUAAAGUCUGUCCUUGCAUAUUUCUCCUCUCUCUCAGUGUGUAUGACCCAUGUGUAAAAUGUCGGUGAGGAAAGGUUCCUCCUUGCCAUGAGCAAAUGUACAUAAUGUAUAUUUCACAUUGUUGUGUAGUAUUGAAGAGGAAUCUUAAAGAAAUAAUGUUUUUUUUUUUUUUUUUUUAGUAAAAUCCAUUAAUAGUGUCUACAGUUUGUCUUUGCUCUGUGAAACAGAUCCUCAGUCAUACUGUAGCCUAAAAUAAAAGAUGUUCUGUGUA
Seriola aureovittata is the source of this 2451-nucleotide messenger RNA. RefSeq names its product 3-hydroxyisobutyrate dehydrogenase a (gene hibadha). The coding region runs from base 53 to 1042 and encodes 329 amino acids. Gene Ontology annotation, cellular component: mitochondrion. Lineage: Eukaryota; Metazoa; Chordata; Actinopteri; Carangiformes; Carangidae. The transcript has 8 exons. Gene Ontology annotation, molecular function: NADP binding; NAD binding; 3-hydroxyisobutyrate dehydrogenase activity. Gene Ontology annotation, biological process: L-valine catabolic process. The record is from RefSeq and is a predicted model, not a curated record.